AGCAAGUCCUUCUAGACCAAAAUGUUCAGACUCCUCCCCCAAGUCCUUUUUCAAUACAAGCCUUCAGUAAGGGAACAAGCUGUAGUAAUGGACAAGGGUUUGAUUAUGGCCUUGGAAAUAACAAAGGUGACCAACUGAGUGCCAUACUGAAUUCCAUUCAGUCACGGCCAAAUCUCCCAGCUCCUUCCAUCUUUGAUCAAGCUGCAAAACCUCCCUCUUCCCUAGUCCACAGUCCAUUUGUGUUCGGACAACCCCUUUCCUUCCAGCAGCCUCAGCCACAGCUUCAGAGUGACCGAAUGAAUUUCACAGGAGCUGCUAGACCGAUUUCUCCAGCAGGAAAAUCAGACAUGUCAUCAAAACACAGAGCUGACUGCAGGUCACCCAAGCUCGAUGUGCGAAUGAAUAGAGUUGCUGCCGACCAGAAGAAACCCCGGAACACGGAAGGCUUGUCUGCUAGUGAGUCUCUGAUUCUUAAAUCAGAUGCCGCAAAGUUGCGGUCAGACUCUCACAGCAGGUCUUUGUCUCCGAAUCAUAACACUUUGCAAACACUAAAAACCGAUGGAAGAACAACUACUGGUUUGAGAGCUGAAUCUCCAGGGCCAGGAACCCGGUCGUCUUCUCCAAAGACAAAGACACUUACAGCCGUUAGAUCUGGUGCUAGUUCUCCACGAUCCUCAUCACCCCAUGACAAAACUCUACCUCAGAAAGCUUCAUCCCCUGUAAAAACAAAGCUUGAUCCUCCUCGAGAACGAUCCAAAUCAGAUUCUUACACAUUAGAUCCAGACACCCUUCGCAAAAAGAAAGUACCACUAACGGAACCCUUAAGGGGGAGAUCCACAUCACCCAAACCCAAAAUUGUCGCAAAAGAUGGAAAACCUGUUACGGAAACUGAAAAUAGAGCUCCUUCCCCUCAUGUUGUACAGGAAAAUCUUCACAGUGAGGUUGUUGAAGUGUGUACUUCAAGUACUUUAAAGACCAACAGCAUUACAGAUACCACCUGUGAAGACAACACAGAAUUCAGAUGUGUGGAUGAUGCUUCUAAUAAAGUUCAUUUCAGCAUAGGAAAAGCACCGCUAAAAGAUGAGCAAGACAUGAGAGCAUCUCCAAAAGUGAGCCGUAAAUGUGCCGGCAGGCACACGAGACCCAAAAAGGAGAAAUCCAGCUUUCUUUUCAAAGGCGAUGGCUCUAAGCCUGUAGAGCCUGCCAAGCAAGCAAUGUCACCUUCUGUUGCAGAAUGUGCUAGAGCAGUGUUUGCUGCAUUUCUCUGGCAUGAAGGAAUAGUUCAUGAUGCUAUGGCUUGUUCAUCUUUUUUGAAGUUCAAUCCAGAACUGUCCAAAGAGCAUGCACCAAUAAGAAGCAGUCUCACUCAACAACCUGCAGAAGAAAAAGAAACCAAGUUGAAAAAUAGACAUUCGUUGGAGAUAUCGUCUGCUCUUAACAUGUUCAACAUCUCACCUCACGGACCAGAUAUAUCAAAGAUGGGUAGCAUCAAUAAAAACAAAGUCCUCUCCAUGUUAAAAGAACCACCCCUGCAUGAAAAGUGUGAGGAUGGAAAAACUGAAACUACCUCCUUUGAAACAUCCACUCAUCACACGAUGAAGUCCAAGUCUCCCCUUCCAUUAACACUGCAGCACUUGGUCGCUUUCUGGGAAGAUAUUUCCUUAGCAACUAUUAAAGCAGCUUCCCAAAACAUGAUUUUUCCAAGCCCUGGCUCCUGUGCAGUGCUAAAAAAGAAGGAAAGUGACAAAGAUAACAAGAAAACAAAAAAAGAGAAAAAGAAAAAAGAAAAGGUGGAGGCUAGGCCGAGAGGAAAUCUUUUCGGUGAGAUGGCUCAGCUUGCGGUGGGAGGACCUGAAAAAGACACCAUCUGUGAGUUGUGUGGAGAAUCCCAUCCGUAUCCAGUGACUUACCACAUGAGACAAGCUCAUCCAGGGUGUGGCCGCUACGCAGGUGGCCAAGGUUAUAAUAGCAUUGGGCACUUUUGUGGAGGAUGGGCUGGUAAUUGUGGCGAUGGUGGUAUUGGAGGAAGCACUUGGUAUUUGGUUUGCGAUCGAUGCAGAGAAAAAUAUCUCCGUGAAAAGCAAGCAGCAGCAAGAGAAAAGAUUAAACAAUCUAGGAGAAAACCAAUGCAAGUUAAGACUCCUCGUGCCUUGCCAACUAUGGAAGCUCAUCAAGUGAUUAAAGCCAACGCACUCUAUUUACUGUCACUGAGUAGUGCUGCUGAGCCCAGUAUCCUCUGCUAUCACCCUGCAAAAGCAUUCCAGUCUCAGCUUCCCAGUGUUAAAGAAGGCAUUUCUGAAGACUUUCCUAUUAAAAUGCCAUGUCUCUACCUACAGACUCUAGCAAGGCAUCAUCAUGAGAAUUUUGUUGGGUACCAGGAUGACAACCUCUUCCAGGAUGAGAUGAGGUAUCUGCGCUCAACUUCAGUACCUGCACCGUACAUCUCGGUCACUCCUGAUGCGAGCCCUAAUGUCUUUGAAGAGCCGGAGAGUAACAUGAAAUCUAUGCCCCCAAGUUUGGAAACCAGUCCAAUAACAGAUACAGAUCUUGCGAAGCGUACAGUUUUUCAAAGAUCCUAUUCAGUUGUUGCAUCAGAAUAUGACAAGCAGCACUCGAUUUUGCCAGCCCGUGUAAAGGCAAUUCCUAGGAGACGAGUCAACAGUGGAGAUGCGGUGGGGUCCUCUCUCCUGAGACAUCCAUCUCCUGAACUUUCUCGGUUAAUCUCCGCCCACAGCUCUCUUUCCAAAGGAGAGAGAAAUUUCCAGUGGCCAGUAUUGGCAUUUGUAAUCCAGCAUCAUGAUCUAGAAGGACUUGAAAUAGCAAUGAAACAAGCCCUACGGAAAUCUGCUUGCCGAGUCUUUGCCAUGGAGGCUUUCAACUGGCUUCUUUGUAAUGUCAUUCAAACAACUUCUCUUCAUGAUAUUUUAUGGCAUUUUGUGGCUUCCCUGACUCCUGCACCUGUGGAGCCUGAAGAAGAGGAGGAUGAAGAAAAUAAAUCAAAUAAAGAAAAUGCAGAACAAGAAAAAGACACAAGGGUAUGUGAGCAUCCUCUGUCGGAUAUAGUGAUUGCUGGCGAAGCAGCUCACCCAUUACCCCACACUUUUCAUCGCCUUCUCCAGACAAUCUCUGAUCUGAUGAUGUCUCUUCCCAGUGGUAGUGCAUUACAGCAAAUGGCCUUAAGGUGCUGGAGUCUCAAAUUCAAACAAUCUGAUCAUCAGUUCCUGCACCAGAGCAAUGUGUUUCAUCAUAUCAACAAUAUUUUGUCCAAAUCUGAUGAUGGAGAUAGUGAAGAGAGUUUUAGCAUCAGUGUUCAAUCUGGUUUUGAAGUCAUGAAUCAGGAACUGUGUAUAGUGGUCUGUCUAAAAGACCUGACCAGCAUCGUUGACAUUAAAACAUCGAGCCGACCUGCCAUGAUUGGAAGUUUAACAGAUGGGUCUACGGAAACGUUCUGGGAGUCAGGAGAUGAAGAUAAAAACAAAACUAAAAACAUCACCAUUAACUGUGUGAAAGGAAUCAAUGCACGUUACGUGUGUGUUCAUGUAGACAAUUCCAGAGAUCUUGGGAACAAAGUGACUUCAAUGACGUUCCUAACUGGCAAAGCAGUAGAAGAUCUUUGCAGAAUAAAGCAGGUAGACUUGGAUUCAAGACAUAUUGGCUGGGUAACAAGUGAACUUCCUGGAGGCGAUAAUCACAUCAUCAAAAUUGAAUUGAAGGGUCCAGAGAACACACUGAGAGUUCGACAAGUGAAAAUACUUGGAUGGAAAGAUGGUGAAAGCAUUAAAAUAGCAGGACAGAUUUCUGCAAGUGUAGCUCAACAAAGAAACUGUGAAUCUGAGACGCUGCGAGUGUUCCGGCUUAUUACAUCCCAGGUGUUUGGAAAACUAAUUUCUGGAGAUGCUGAGCCAACCCCAGAACAAGAAGAAAAAGCACUGUUGUCUUCCCCAGAAGGAGAAGAAAAAGCAACAUCAGAUGCAGACCUGAAGGAGCACAUGGUAGGGAUCAUAUUCAGCCGGAGCAAACUGACCAAUCUGCAGAAGCAGGUAUGUGCUCAUAUAGUCCAGGCCAUACGGAUGGAAGCGACGCGCGUGCGUGAGGAGUGGGAGCACGCCAUCUCCAGCAAAGAGAACGCCAACUCGCAGCCCAAUGAUGAAGAUGCUUCUUCUGACGCUUAUUGCUUCGAGCUCCUGUCGAUGGUUCUGGCCUUGAGCGGUUCCAACGUCGGCCGGCAGUAUCUGGCUCAGCAGCUGACCCUGCUCCAGGAUCUCUUCUCUUUGCUACACACGGCUUCUCCCCGGGUGCAGAGACAGGUAACAUCAUUACUACGACGUGUUUUGCCUGAGGUAACUCCUAGUCGCCUGGCAAGUAUUAUAGGGGUGAAGUCUCUUCCACCAGCAGAUAUAAGUGAUAUCAUACACUCAACGGAAAAAGGAGAUUGGAAUAAACUAGGUAUCUUAGACAUGUUUUUGGGAUGCAUUGCCAAAGCUCUCACUGUACAGCUAAAAGCCAAAGGAACCACUAUAACAGGGACAGCUGGCACUACUGCAGGCAAAGGAGUUACUACAGUCACACUUCCAAUGAUCUUCAAUUCCAGCUACAUUCGGCGAGGCGAAAGCCAUUGGUGGAUGAAGGGUUCAACGCCUACACAGAUUUCAGAGAUCAUUAUUAAGCUUGUUAAAGACAUGGCAGCAGGUCAUCUGUCAGAAGCUUGGUCCCGCGUGACAAAGAAUGCUAUUGCUGAAACCAUCAUAGCUCUAACCAAAAUGGAAGAAGAGUACAGGUCACCAGUGAGGUGCAUUGCAACAACCAGACUAUGGCUGGCCUUAGCAUCCCUCUGUGUACUUGAUCAGGAUCAUGUUGAUAGACUAUCCUCAGGAAGAUGGAUGGGAAAGGACGGACAACAGAAGCAGAUGCCCAUGUGUGAUAACCACGAUGAUGGUGAAACUGCCGCGAUCAUUUUAUGUAACAUCUGUGGGAAUUUGUGUACAGAUUGUGACCGAUUCCUUCAUCUCCAUCGGCGAACAAAAACUCACCAGAGACAGGUAUUUAAAGAAGAAGAAGAAGCUAUCAAAGUUGAUCUCCACGAGGGCUGUGGAAGGACCAAACUUUUCUGGCUGAUGGCCUUAGCAGAUUCUAAAACUAUGAAGGCUAUGGUGGAGUUUAGGGAACAGACAGGCAAACCAACCACCAGCAGUUCGGAAGCGUGUCGUUUCUGUGGAUGUAGGAGUGGAACAGAAUUAUCAGCAGUGGGAAGCGUUUGUUCUGAUACAGAUUGCCAGGAGUAUGCUAAAAUUGCCUGCAGCAAGACACACCCCUGUGGUCACCCAUGUGGAGGCGUUAAGAACGAAGAGCACUGUUUGCCGUGCUUGCAUGGCUGCGAUAAGAACGCAACGACUCUUAAACAAGAUGCUGAUGACAUGUGCAUGAUCUGCUUUACCGAAGCACUUUCAGCAGCACCAGCUAUCCAGCUGGACUGCAGCCAUGUUUUCCACUUGCAAUGCUGUCAGCGCGUACUAGAGAACAGAUGGCUUGGGCCAAGGAUAACUUUUGGGUUUAUGUCCUGCCCUAUUUGCAAGAACAAAAUCAAUCAUACAGUAUUAAAGGAUUUGCUUGAUCCAAUCAAAGAACUCUAUGAAGAUGUAAGGAGGAAAGCGUUAAUGAGAUUGGAGUAUGAAGGGCUGCACAAGAGCGAGGCCAUCACAACACCAGGUGUUCGAUUUUAUAAUGACCCAGCUGGCUAUGCCAUGAACAGAUACGCUUAUUAUGUUUGCUACAAGUGCAAGAAGGCGUAUUUUGGUGGCGAAGCUCGUUGUGAUGCUGAGGCUGGACAAGGAGAUGACUAUGAUCCAAGAGAGCUUAUUUGUGGUGCAUGCUCUGAUGUUUCAAGGGCUCAGAUGUGUCCCAAACACGGUACGGAUUUCUUAGAGUACAAAUGCCGCUACUGCUGUUCAGUUGCUGUUUUUUUCUGUUUUGGGACAACGCAUUUUUGCAAUGCUUGCCAUGAUGAUUUCCAAAGAAUGACAAGCAUCCCUAAAGAAGAACUCCCACACUGUCCUGCAGGUCCCAAAGGUAAACAACUUGAAGGAACAGAAUGUCCACUUCAUGUUGUCCAUCCACCCACCGGUGAAGAAUUUGCUCUGGGUUGUGGGGUUUGCAGAAAUGCUCACACUUUUUAGACUAGCUUUUUUUUUUUUACCAGAGCAAAACCCUCAUCCCUUAAGUGUCCUGAAAACAAAAUCCAGCUGGGAUGAGGAUGGGACCAUUUCAUAACCCAGGUAAAAGGAACAAUUUACAGUGCAAGAAGGAUGCCAAAUACCAUGUACAUAAUUCUUGCUGUGAGAUAUUGACUUUUUUUUGAACUGAGACAUCAAAACUUGUGAGGUGUUUGCAUGUGGCCAUUACAGUCAUUGGCUAGGAAACAUUGGACAUUUACAAAUAAAUAAUUGCUAUUAAAGGAUCUGUGUGUCUGUGGACUAUGAAUGACGCUGGCUUUCAGGAGAAAGAAAAAAAAUAUUGAUUAUUGUAUACUGACUUUUUGUAAUCUUGUACAAUUGUAACGCAUCACAAGUGGGGAUGGGAAAAAGGAAUAUUCUGGUUUAUUUCCUAGACUGUUAUAAAAAAAAAAAUUGUGUUAGGAAGGCAUAAAUGUAACAAGUAUCACGCUGUAUAUAAAGGUAUCAAUGUUUGUCCUGUAUAAGAAUUAUUAAAUUACAACAGCAGUUUCAUUUAAACUUCUGGGUUAUGUUUGAGCCUGAAAUUUUAAUGAAGUGCAAUACUGAGUGUGCCUCAUAUCUUGCAGCUGUAAACAUAAUGGAAUGUACAUGUCAAUAAAGCCACUGUACAUUUUUAUACAGUGAAA
Molecule: messenger RNA, 6856 nt
Organism: Apaloderma vittatum (bar-tailed trogon)
Lineage: Eukaryota; Metazoa; Chordata; Aves; Trogoniformes; Trogonidae
Product: E3 ubiquitin-protein ligase MYCBP2
Exons: 30
Cellular component (GO): nucleus
Source: RefSeq, a predicted model, not a curated record